AUGUCCUCCAACGACGACGAAGAGCCGCAGUCGCUCAAGGCCCUCUACGCUUCCGCCGAGUCUGCGCGCUCCGCCCUCGAUACGCACCACCCCGACGCGCGCGCCCCCGCCUUUGCCACAGCCCUCGCCGCCACCCUCGCCCUGUACACGCGCUGCCGGGCGCUCGUCGCCGCCGCCUCGCUCUUCUCCCCCAACGAGACGGUCGACGACGUCGCCACGUCGGCCCUGCCAUAUCUGCUACUAGACCUGCGCCUCGCCGACCUAGUCCAGCGCACGCCGUACGAGUCGCCGCCGCAGCGCACGCUUGUGGUGCGCCGCGCGCGCGCCGCGUACGAGUCGUUUCUCGCGCUCGUCGACAGUUAUGGCCUCGUAAAGGGGCAGUACGCGAAGCUGCUGGAGCGGUACACGGAAGAGCCGGACACGUUUGCGGUGGCGACGACGGCGGCGAGUGGCGGUGGGGGAGACAUGGCGGCGAGGAGAGAGGCCAAGAUUGCGGCGUAUAAUGCGGAAAAGGAGCUGAAGCAGAAGCUGGAGACGCUGAGAAAUGACUCGCGGUAUGCGGAGAAUGGUGGUGGUGGUGGUGGUGGUGGUGGCGGCGACGAGGACGUGGUCAGGCAGGCGCACCUCGCGGCGGUCGAGUUUGGCGUGCACGCGGCGCUGCAGGGCCUCGAGUCGCUGAACCGCGAGAUGGAGAUGCUUGCCAUGGCGCCGGAGCGGCCGCCGCCGCCGCCCACUACACAAGACAAUGGCGCAGCAGACGACACCAGCACCCGCCGUCGCGACACCGAGGACGACACGACCUGGCGGCUAGACACGCCGCUGAGGCGCACCGGUGCCGGCGCCGGUGGCCCGCUGUUGUCGGCAAAGGGCAAGCCGCUGCAGCCGUUUACGCUGGUCGGCAACCGCGCGGACCUGAAAAGGGGCGUGUUCCGCGCGGGCCACAACCUGCCCACCAUGUCGAUUGACGAGUAUCUGGAGGAGGAGCGGCGCCGCGGCAACAUACUGUCAGGCGGCACGGAUCCGGAAAAGCCAGUGGUUGACGAGGAUGAUAUGGAGGCCGUGGACCGCGAGACGUACAAGGCGCGCGAGUGGGACGACUUCAAGGACGAGAACCGCCGCGGAGCGGGCAACACCAUGAACAUGGGCUGA
Molecule: messenger RNA, 1149 nt
Organism: Beauveria bassiana ARSEF 2860
Lineage: Eukaryota; Fungi; Ascomycota; Sordariomycetes; Hypocreales; Cordycipitaceae
Product: tapA protein
Exons: 1
Coding region: 1-1149 (382 amino acids)
Biological process (GO): regulation of dephosphorylation; regulation of signal transduction
Cellular component (GO): cytosol
Molecular function (GO): protein phosphatase 2A binding
Source: RefSeq, a predicted model, not a curated record